Messenger RNA from Boeremia exigua, 366 nucleotides. RefSeq names its product transcription factor Pcc1-domain-containing protein. The coding region runs from base 1 to 366 and encodes 121 amino acids. NCBI's taxonomy places the organism in Eukaryota, Fungi, Ascomycota, Dothideomycetes, Pleosporales, Didymellaceae. The record is from RefSeq and is a predicted model, not a curated record. Gene Ontology annotation, cellular component: EKC/KEOPS complex. The transcript has 2 exons.
AUGGCGGAUACAACGACGUGGAAGCCCGAGGACUUUCCUUGCACACUGCAACUCAACAUCCCUUUCCCCUCCGGCCACUACGCUUCAACCGCCCUGCGCGUGCUCUCUGUCGAUGCCGAACUCUCACCCCUCGUACGUCGCUCGUUCAGUAUUGGUGGUGAUAAAGAGCAGAAUAUCCUUGUCGUAAACUAUGCUGCGACGACAAACCGCAUGCUGCGUGUAGCUGUGAACGGCUUCUUUGAGAGCAUGGGCGUGGUCAUCGGGGUCAUGAAGGACUUGGAUGUUGAUGUGUUGUAUGAGCCAGUGACGGAGAGCUUGGAGGGCGUGCAGGGCUUAGUUGUCAAUGGACAGGAAGGACGAGGGUGA